This is a messenger RNA of Pungitius pungitius (ninespine stickleback), 1983 nucleotides long. It is a transcript of the gene rsrc2, whose product is annotated as arginine/serine-rich coiled-coil 2. Lineage: Eukaryota; Metazoa; Chordata; Actinopteri; Perciformes; Gasterosteidae. The record is from RefSeq and is a predicted model, not a curated record. The transcript has 10 exons. Bases 129 to 1352 code for a protein of 407 amino acids.
CUGGCAACUUCGGUCAUACGCGAUGAGCAACGCAGCGGCACUGUAGCAGCUUAGCACCUCUCCGUGCGUGCACGGUCAACAAAAAACAAAAAACAUUUAACUCACAUAAUAGAUAGUGCUUCGGAAUUAUGUCGGGAAGCGACAAUGACUCGGUUGACAUGACCAGAACAGCCUCCCCGGUACAUCACAGAAAAAAGCACAGCAUGGAGUCAUCCAGAUCUCCCAGGAGCUCCAAACACUACCAUUCACGGUCACGCUCACGCUCCAGGGACCGAAAACGUGACAGAAAACACAGACGGAGUCGCAGCAGGAGUAAAGAGGCACGAAAGGGGGACUCCGAGAAGCCAUCGAAAUCCCACAGAAAAACAGACGACCGGCAGGAGCCGGAGAGACUUUCAGCGGAGAACGGAGAGGAGCGGUCCAGGCGCAAAGACAGGAGACCCUCCAAGGGGCGGAGCUUGUCCAGGUCUCACUCGCGAGAGAGGCGGCCUCACAGUAAAAGUAAGGACAGACGUCGAUCCCGAAGCCGCGACAGGAAGAAGAAAGCUAGGUCUCGCUCAGGUUCAAGGACCAAACAUCGUCACCACAGCAGAAGUCGCAGUAAGAGCAGGGAGCGAAAGAAAAAGAGUGAGAAAGUGCGCAGGAAGAGUCGAAGCAGGUCUGUUAAUCCACCUGCCUUCCGGGGCCGAAACGCAGCUAUGGAUGCACAAGAGGCCCUGGCCAGAAGACUGGAGAGAGCCAAGAAACUUCAGGAGCAGAAAGAGAAGGAACUGUUGGAGAAGCAGCAGCAGCAGCAGCAGGAGGAGAUAGUGGCAGUGACUGCCCCCAUCGCUGCAGUUGCAGCUGCGGCGGCCACCUCCCACCCUGCCCUUAAUGUGGCAGCCCUCCUGGCCUCUGGGACCCAGGUCACACCUCAGAUCGCCAUGGCAGCACAGAUGGCAGCCCUUCAAGCAAAGACACUGGCAGAAACUGGCAUUGCUGUACCCAGCUACUACAACCCAUCCGCUGUGAACCCCAUGAAGUUUGCAGAGCAGGAGAAAAAGAGGAAAAUGCUUUGGCAGGGAAAGAAGGAGGGGGACAAGUCACAGACAGCAGAGUUGUGGGAGAAGCUGAACUUUGGGAACAAGAACCAAAAUGUUAAAUUCCGCAAACUAAUGGGUAUUAAGGCAAAGGAUGAACCUGAAGUGGCCAAACCGCUGAAUGAGGAGGGUUUGAAGACUCUUCAGAAGCAGGAGGAGAUGUUUAGGAACCUCGACGUUCAGUACGAGAUGGCUCGGUCUCAGACACACACCCAGAGGGGAAUGGGCCUUGGCUUCACCUCCUCAUUCUCACGUGGCAUGGAUUCCAUCUAGGGGCAAAUAUUGGCUGUCUAUAUCAUAUAGGACCACUAAUUCAUCGCUAGGCCUCAAGCUUGCCCGGAACUGUAAUUUAUUUAUAGACAAACAUCUUGCAAAUUGGAACAUUAUAUUGUAAAUAGCCUGAUGCUGAGUUUGUCGCAGUGUUCAUGAAUCUGUACUGUAAUCUUUGCAAAAGGGGGCAUCGUUUGACUGGUUAAAAUUAGAUAUGUUUCAAUAAUGUGGUAGCUUUUUUUAAACUCAUAUAUAUAUUGAUAUGUGAUUGUUUCAACAUAAACUAAACAGUUUACAUCAACUUAACAAAAAAAAAAAAGCAAGUUAAUUUUACAUUAUCUGAAUGACAUGGAUUCAUUUUUUCUGCCUCGGAAAGAAAAGCUAAACUAAGUUUUAAUUUUGUCUUUUGGAUUGUGACAGACAGCUGUGUCCUUGAUGAAAGAUUCACAAACUUCAAAGCUUUUUUUAAAUAAAAAUUUGUGUUGAAUACGAUUUUUCCUUCAUCACCUCACAUUUACCGAAUACUUUUUGAUUACAUUUGUUUUAUUUUCCCUAAUGUUACCAGGAUUUGAUGUGGAAAUAGAAUUAUUUUUCCAUAUUCCAUCUAUAAAGCAAUAUAAUCUUGUCAAAAUGA